Molecule: messenger RNA, 2118 nt
Organism: Camellia sinensis
Lineage: Eukaryota; Viridiplantae; Streptophyta; Magnoliopsida; Ericales; Theaceae
Product: zinc finger CONSTANS-like protein (DUF3537)
Source: RefSeq, a predicted model, not a curated record
UUGUAGUCACUCCCUCAACUCAAAUUCUGAAUCUCCGAAGACUCUGCUCACUGCGGUAGACUAAAAAAUUAAGGAACUUUCCUUAUUGGAACUAUCCCACAGUUGUUGUGAUUUGAUUUGAGACCGACAACUCUGUAUAUGUAUAUAGUAUUAUUAUUUAACAUUAAUCAUUUGAUCAGAUGGUUUUCAUCGUCGUUUGACCAUCAAAUCCUUUCUUCUCCAUAGAUCUAAUUAGCUUGAUAUCAAUUCAAUUCCUUCCAAAUCUUUAAGCUCUCAUCAAUGGUGGAUCCUCAUCUACUUCCAGAACCAUCGAAACCCCAGAACCAAACCCCUCUUCUAACCAACCCCACAGACCAAACCCAACAACAACAACAAAAGCAAGAACAAAACCCAGAACCAGAUUGCGAUACCCAUCUCGAUAAAACCCUCCAAAGACUCGAAUCGUUUCUCUCUCUUCUGGGUUUCAAUCAGUCCUCUGUUCUGAGCUUUGUGCUCUCGUGGGUCGCGUUUUUGCUGAUCGGCGUUGCUCUUCCUGUGAUUGCGCUUGAGGUUUCGGACUGUUCGGGCUGUGAAGCUUACCAAAUCAAGGAUUUCGAGCUCGAGAUCGUUGUUUCGCAGGCGUGUUUGGCUGCUGUGUCUCUGCUUUGCCUCUCUCACAAUCUGCGCAAGUAUGGUAUUCGGAAGUUUCUCUUUGUUGAUCGGUACAGUGGUCAAAUGGCUCGGUUUCGCGACGAGUACAUUCGAAAGGUUUUGGAUACAGCCCACUAUCUUGUAUGGUGGAUACUGCCAUGUUUCAUUCUGAAGACUGCACGUGAAAUCGCCCGCAUUUUAUAUGGUCCUCAUGAGUCAUGGUGGCUAUCUGUUGCUAUUUUAUUAGCUUUGAUCAUAUCAUGGAUUUACGUAACUACAAUCUAUCUUUUUGCUUGCAUUUUGUUCCAUUUGGUCUGCAACUUGCAAAUUAUUCACUUUGAUGAUUAUGGGAAGUGCUUAGAAAAAGAAUCUGAUGUUAUGGUGCUUAUAGAGGAGCACAUUCGUCUGCGUCAUCACCUCUCUAAAAUAAGCCAUAGAUUCCGAAUAUAUCUUCUUUUGGUGUUCCUGGUUGUCACCGCAAGCCAGUUUGUGACCCUAUUCCAGAGCACAGGUUAUAGUGGACCAAUUACUUUUACAAAUGGUGGUGAUUUUGCUGUCUCAUCAGUUGUUCAGGUUGUGGGCAUAAUUCUUUGCUUAAAUGCGGCAGCCAAAAUUUCCCAUAGAGCACAGGGCGUUGCAUCGCUAGCAAGUAGAUGGCACGCUGCGGUGACAUGCAGUUCUCCUGAUGCAUCUCAGUUGAGUGUUUCAAAUAGUGUGGGAAGCUUGGAGGCUGCCAAUGCAUUGCGCUCAUUAUAUAUAGUUAACUCGGAAAGUGAUUUGGAGUCACUAGAUUAUAUUCCAAGGCCUACAAAUACACAAUUGGCUUCUUAUAUGUCCUCAUACCACAAGAGACAAUCCUUCGUGAUGUACUUGCAGACCAAUCCUGGCGGUAUCACAAUAUUUGGAUGGACAGUUGACCGUGGUCUUAUCAAUACAAUAUUCUUUAUUCAACUCUCAUUAGUACUCUUUGUACUCGGGAAGACCAUAGUUUUAGCUUCAGAAUGACUAAUUCUUUCUCUCAUAUCUGCCACAAAAGAACCUCCAUUCAAAAUCGUGUUUCUGAUCAGACCAAUUCACAAGGUAAGAUCAUUGAUCUACUUCCAUGUUAUGUUCACGGCUUGGGCUACCAGAUUGAGAUCAUUCCAAAACAUUCUUCACUUCCACCUUUUGAUCACUCCCCAUGACAAUCAUCAGAAAAGAUGCUCGCCUUUGAUACUUAAUGCCUUCGUUGAAAACUCCGAUGAGCGCGGGGGGAGGGGGGUGUAUAGCUAAUUAUUUAGGUCACCCUAUGCUUUUUACUUGUUUGAGUUGUAUUGUAAAUAGUACACGAUGGAGGUUUACUAGUAAAUAUCGAUUCCUUUGAAGUUAAGGGACAAAGUAAAUGUAUACAUUUGGUGGGUAUGGAAAGAUAUUUAACCGUGUAUUUUGUUUAUUAAAAUAGUUGUCAUGACUGGAAACUUCCAACCUUGGAGACAACAUUUGUAGAAA